UGAUGCUGCUGCUGCUGCUUCUGUUGCCUCUGUUGUCAGUAGAGGUCUGUGCGUCGUCGCUGUGAAAUGGCCAGCACCGAGAGCCUGGACGGCAGUGUCUGCGAUUACGAGAAUGAAGACGGCAACGUGUCGGCCGUGCCACAGGUGGGUCACCUGACCACCGCACCGCAGGAGCUGCAGUGCCCCGCCUGUCGACUGUGGCAGAUGACGCGCGUGGAGCGCGAGGCCGUCACCUGUCUGCAGAAAAUCGCCUGCACCCUGAACGUUCUCCUCUGCUGCAAUCCCAUUCGCUGGACGGGACGUCACGAUGUCAAUCACUAUUGCGGCGCCUGUGGAUGCUUCAUUGGGCGACACAUCUCCUUGAGCUGGUACAAGCGCACCCUCUUCCGGCUGCAGAGGGGCGAGGUGGAGGACAACGGACGCUGGCAGCGCUUCCGCAAGGUGGAGAAGGAGCAGCUGGACGAAAAGAAACUGGGAAAGCAGCGUCAGGCCCUGGAACUUCAAGCGAACAAAUGAGAGAAAAUAAUAAUAAAUUUUAAUUUUAAUUAAUAUAA
This is a messenger RNA of Drosophila obscura, 554 nucleotides long. RefSeq lists its product as uncharacterized. Bases 67 to 516 code for a protein of 149 amino acids. Lineage: Eukaryota; Metazoa; Arthropoda; Insecta; Diptera; Drosophilidae. The transcript is spliced from 2 exons. The record is from RefSeq and is a predicted model, not a curated record.